AUGGAAGUUCAAACGCAACUUCUUCAUCACAAUCCAUAUGACAUCGUGAAAUCGGAACCAGUCGCCGAUUCCCCUCCAAAAAUUCUGGAAAGGAAGAAUUCAUUAUGCUCAUCAUCUGAUAUGAUUUUUGGAGUUUCCAACUUCAUUCCGAACAACUUCUGUUCCUCCAAUAGCAGUAACUCAUCAAAUAAUAAUAACAACGAGCACGUUGUCAACAACAACAAUAACAACAACAAUAAUAAUAAUAACAAUAAUGUGAAGUUACCUAAUGAUUAUUUUAAAGGAAGAAGUUUAGCUGCCGAUCGUAAAAGACCUUAUCCAUGCAACCUCUGUCCAUCUCGAUUUGGAAGUAAAAUGGAAUUGGAGGAACAUCAGAACAGCCAUACGGGAAUGAAACCUUUCGAAUGCGAUGUUUGUAAAGCACGGUUCAAUAGACGUUCAACUCUGUGGAAUCACAAGAGAAUCCAUUCUGAUGCCAAGCCAUUUGUAUGUACAGUUUGUCAGAUGACGUUCAAAUGGAAGAAUAGUUUGAAGUGUCACAAAGAGAUGCAUCUUCGAAAAAACGAAUCUUCGGCUCACUUAGACAAUGAUCUCAGGCAAUUGACCUAUGCCACUGCUGCGAAAAGAAGAUUGUUACAAGAGCAGGAAAAUGGAGGAAACACGGCUACAUCAUGUUCGAGUUCCAUUCAUAGUCAACCGCUCAUCACGACAACAACGCCGAAAAAGAAAACAAAAUCCUCUACGCACAAUAGUUUGUCGAAUGUUCAUGCCAAUAAUAUUCAGCAACCUCUACAAGCUAGCGCUUUGAUCCCUCCUUCUGAUCAUACCCUUGAUAUAGAUUCAUCUUCGUUAGACACUCUUGUUGGAGGACAUCAAGGAAAUUUGUUCCUCCAUAUGUAUGGAGAUGUGCCGAUCCUUGGUGAGGUUGAUUCCCGUCAUCCCAUGCUGUCAGGCUUAGAUGAUCCAUCCAUGCUUAGCUCUCAAAUUAACUCAGACAAAUCUGAUUUGUUUCAGUCUCCGAUGGGAACAGCAGCUCCUAUCAAUGUACAUUUGCCCAUGCAGAUAAAUAUGUUCAAUUUCCGACCGGUUCAGCCUCAACUUCCAUCAGUUCAUCAUUUAACAUCUACCUCAUUGUCCUUAGAUUAUGGUGGACAACAAACAGAAAAUAACUUGAGUCAUCCACAGUAUAUAGUGGCAACUCAGCCAGACAUGAUGAUCUCUCAACACAGUCUUGGAUAUCCACAACAAUUGGACCAAUGUGUUAACUCCAUUCUCGUAGCUGGACAGGAUUAUGUGCCCAACUUCGAUUAUCAGAUGCUGUCAAGUAACUACCAAAUGCAGCAAUCAGAAGUUGAUGAGCAACAGUCUCAACAAACCGUUCCACCACAAAACUCCGAUGAACUCAUAGAUGAAAAGUCCUUGCCAUAUGAGCAGUGGUAA
This is a messenger RNA of Auanema sp. JU1783, 1440 nucleotides long. The record is from the annotation of a GenBank genome assembly. NCBI's taxonomy places the organism in Eukaryota, Metazoa, Nematoda, Chromadorea, Rhabditida, Rhabditidae.